UAUUUUUUUUCCCCCCUCUUUUUUCCGGGGAAUGAAGUGAAACUACAGCUCAAUGUUUAAAGACUACAAAAGUAGCUACUGGCGUCACUGUUCGGUUUGAUCAUCGAUCACUGAUUAGUCAUCGAUCAUCGGCACAUAUUUCUGUCAACCCGUCAGGAUGUCAGCUGUGAAGAUGACAGAGGGGAGUGUGGAGCUCGUCCUGGGGAGCGGCAAAGUGCCGCUCUUCUACAGACAGAGUGAACCCGCCACGGGGGAAGCGAGGAUGUCAGUUUUACUCCUUCACGGGAUCCGUUUCUCAUCAGAAAACUGGCUCAACAUCGGCACUCUGGAGACUCUGGCCAAAACUGGCUGCCGCGCUGUCGCCAUAGAUCUGCCAGGACUCGGCCGGUCUAAGUCAGCUGAGGCCCCGGUGGCGGUGGGAGAACUGGCCCCUGCAAGUUUCCUGAAGGAUGUGUGUGAGCAGCUGAGCCUGAGCCCGGUGGUGCUGAUCAGCCCAUCCCUCAGUGGGAUGUACUCCCUCCCCUUCCUCAUGCAGCACCCGGCUCUAAUACAAGCCUACGUCCCUGUAGCUCCCAUCUGCACAGAGAAAUUCACAGCAGAGCAGUACCAGAGCGUAAAGGUUCCUUCGCUCAUCGUCUAUGGCGACCAGGACGCUCGGCUCGGCGAGACGUCGCUCCGGAACCUGAGCAGUCUGGCCAAUCACAGCGUGGUGGUGAUGAAAGGAGCGGGUCAUCCCUGUUACCUGGACGACCCAGACACUUGGCACAAAGCUCUCACAGACUUCCUUAACGCACUCUGACGCUCACAUCGGUCACAGAGAAAUCAUAGUCAUCCCAUCAUUUUUUGAAGUUUCAUCUGUACAAAAGAAUGGAGCGACAUGGACCAGUGCCCAGAAAAGAAGGAGUGAAAUCUUCCACACACACACACACGACAUUCACACUCGCAUACAUACACGAAAAAAUAAAACAAACCAAAAAAAAAAAAA
This is a messenger RNA of Solea senegalensis (Senegalese sole), 985 nucleotides long. It is a transcript of the gene abhd14b, whose product is annotated as abhydrolase domain containing 14B. The record is from RefSeq and is a predicted model, not a curated record. Gene Ontology annotation, cellular component: cytoplasm. The coding region runs from base 158 to 799 and encodes 213 amino acids. The transcript is spliced from 5 exons. NCBI's taxonomy places the organism in Eukaryota, Metazoa, Chordata, Actinopteri, Pleuronectiformes, Soleidae.